AAAUGAUCAUCAUGGGCAGGAAAGUUGAUCGCCGGGCGAUCCCUUUGAUUCUGCUGCUUCUUCUCUCCCUUCCAGCUGCAGAUUCUAGCAGACCAGCACUCCCGGCUGCCGACGCUCCAAUAACUGUUCCGCCGACGCACAAUCAAACCAUUUCUCCCUCAACCGUGCGACCCACUUGCGAUGAUGAGGGACCUAUCUGUCAGUGGCUUGGUGUCACGUGUUGUCAUUCGUGAUGGGAUGGGAGCAAUCAAUCAUCUCUGAUCGAUCGAGUUGAAGAGAAGAG
This is a messenger RNA of Linum tenue, 283 nucleotides long. The record is from the annotation of a GenBank genome assembly. Lineage: Eukaryota; Viridiplantae; Streptophyta; Magnoliopsida; Malpighiales; Linaceae.